UACGCCCGACGUCAGCAAGCUGCUUACGGUUUCCGCAUGACGUCAUCACGCAUCGUUUCCAAACAAUGCUCAGGAAAAAGCCACGUUGACGUUCCACAUUCAAGUGUAGUCCCCAAUUUGAGGCAGAAUAAAGCAGGAAUUUGUUUGUCAGACGCUCUGGUGCCUUCUCGCUGCAGAGUGCCGUUACAGCAGACAUGUCUUCACCGCCGAAGGAGAGAGUCGAAACCAAAGGAGGACAUCUCCCUGCAGUAAAGGCCGGAGGUAUGAGGAUAGUGCAGAAGCACGUGCAGGCUCCUGCCGCUGCAGCUCCAGAACCACUGCUGAAAGAUGAUGACGAGGAGGAGUACGUUAGCAGCAGUCCACCAAAGGCCCCAGUGAUUGUGUCUGGAGUGGUGACAAAGGGUGAUAAGGACUUCACCCCUGCAGCCGCCCAGGUGGCUCAUCAGAAGCCCCAGCCUUGUGUCUCCAAGCUGCCCGCUUCCCAGCACAUCAACCAGCACAUCCACCAGCCCCGCAAGUGAACUAGGCAGCGAGCUACAUCGGCUACGCCAACUCCACCAGCCGGCCUUUCCCAAUGGAACACAUAGGAUGAAGAUGUUUCCCCAACAGGCACAGAUCUCCUCUAAAUAUUCGGAGUAGUUUUUGUUAGCCUGUUGCAUUUCAUGUAGGAUGAAUUAAUCAGCAACAGACGCCAAUGCCAAUACAGCCAUUGCAGAAGUCCUCCUCAUUACACCCCUACUGCAUUGUUGUUGCACUAUUCGUCCUGCACUUUUGUGUCCUCUCCUUAAGAGGGAUUGUUUCAACAGUCGUAUAGUCUUAAAUGGGUGGAGGGUCUUGUAAAAUGGCUAUUGUUCUAGGAUUACCCUUUUAAUUGAGAAAUCUGAGUCUGUGGGGGGAACUCUCACCCCAGCGAUGUGCCGACCAUCACCGCAUAACAGCAACUUGCCAAUAACGGCAACAUAUCAAUCAGGCCAACUAACCAACCAAUCAACUCAGUGAUGAGCCUAAGCUCCAGCCUUCUACCUAUGAUCUUCACAGACCAAAAGAACCAAUCAACAACUCACGAGGUGGACACCAGUUUUACAUUAUCAACACAAACCAAAAAGAACACGGAGAGCAGCUACUAAAUUGCAAAACUCAGCUCGAUGCGUGUGUAUCACUGAGACUGUUGCCAAACUGCACGGGUACAGCAUGGACCAGAGAGUUAAAGUAGCUAAUUACAUGACUGCAUUAUUAGCCCAAACGCUGAGGUUACCGGCGGCAACUUUGACAAGCAUUACAUUUGGCCAUUUCAAAAUUUAUAGAUGCCUAAUUAGGAGAACCAAUGAAAUGCAAAACAAGACCCACUUUUCUGUAAUGAUGGCUGUCAUUACCCAGGUAGCUACUUGAUGCAUGUUGUUAGUGUCAUGACUCCAGAUAGCUUUAGCAGAAGCUAAUACAGCUUUUGUUGCAGUUUCCUGCUGUGUCACUGUUCCUACCUUCAUUUAACAGAGCGGAGUCGUCCUAAAUUUCUGAUCUACUCUCCAUUUUGACUGCUUUGUUGGAGCUGUAAUGUCAAUCAUUCCCUGGCAAUGUUAAUUUUAAUGCAAACUCAACCUGCUUCAUAGUUAAAGUCUCCCAUCAGUGCCUCCUUGCUUAGACUCGCAUGGAUUUACAUUCUAUUUGCUAUGCACCAGAGUCAACUGGAAUGAAAAUAUAGUCUGAAAUGAAAAGCUACUGUGAAGCAGCUGCAGUAUGCGUUGUGUUUGCAUUAACAUUAGUCGGAACAUCACAUGGUUGAACAAAGUGUUGCAGAGAAGUAGUUCAGAAAAUAGUGAGGCUCCUAACUGCAAGAUGAAGGUAGUAAUCGGCGAUGCAAAAACGUUCCAUAGAAAAGUGUUUGAACAAAUAUGUUUAACUCUGUGACAGUUAGUCAGUGUACAAGGAAAAUGCAAUACAUUUAUUUCUACUUGCCAGGAUAUCUGCAAUUAUGGCUCGUUGCAUAUCAGAAAUCCGUAUCAGCCCCCAAAGUCAUGAGCAGCACUUUCCUAGAAAUUAACACACAUCAACACAUACACACACACACACACACACACACACACA
Messenger RNA from Perca flavescens (yellow perch), 2082 nucleotides. RefSeq names its product death-associated protein (gene dap). Gene Ontology annotation, biological process: apoptotic signaling pathway; negative regulation of autophagy; cellular response to amino acid starvation. Gene Ontology annotation, molecular function: death domain binding. The transcript is spliced from 4 exons. Lineage: Eukaryota; Metazoa; Chordata; Actinopteri; Perciformes; Percidae. The record is from RefSeq and is a predicted model, not a curated record. The coding region runs from base 195 to 521 and encodes 108 amino acids.